Molecule: messenger RNA, 622 nt
Organism: Pungitius pungitius (ninespine stickleback)
Lineage: Eukaryota; Metazoa; Chordata; Actinopteri; Perciformes; Gasterosteidae
Gene: znhit3
Product: zinc finger, HIT-type containing 3
Exons: 5
Coding region: 157-603 (148 amino acids)
Biological process (GO): box C/D snoRNP assembly; snoRNA localization; maturation of LSU-rRNA from tricistronic rRNA transcript (SSU-rRNA, 5.8S rRNA, LSU-rRNA)
Cellular component (GO): nucleus; pre-snoRNP complex
Molecular function (GO): protein binding
Source: RefSeq, a predicted model, not a curated record
GUGGUUGAAGUCAAAUAAUUUUGCUUUGAAGGAAGGAUUUCCAAACCGGAAGCGAUACUAUUUAUUUCCUAGUCUACUCACGUGCGGGAGGAGCUCCCCUCCUAGCAUAGCCACCGAUUUAUUUCUCACUUAACGUUAUUUAUUCUAGUCGCCAGGAUGCAGAUAUGCAGCGUGUGCAGUGAACACACACCAAAAUACAAAUGUCCAGCAUGCAAAAUAAGAUAUUGUUCACUUGGCUGUUAUAAGACUCAUAAAGACACGUGCCUGCCUGUUGAGCAGCCUGCACCUAUUGACCCUGAAGCUACGGAUUAUUUUAAUACUGAAACGUGGUCUGUUGAGGAUCUUCUGCACGAAGAGGAUAUUGUUGACAAAGUCCCCCUGCAGAGGCUUAAGCUGUUAGGUCAGUCAAAAGAGCUACGAGAUGUUCUUUGCAACCCCCACCUGAGAGAGUUACUUCGCUCCAUAGACUGUGCAGAUAGCAAAGCGGAUGCUAUGAAGGCUGCCAUGCAGGAGCCUCUGUUUGUGGAAUUUUCCGAUCGAUGUUUGAAAAUUGUUGAAAAUGAAGCCAAAUCCUUAACUUGCAAUGAAGGAGACGUUUUCUAAAAGUUUUUUUUCAAAUCCC